Messenger RNA from Rattus norvegicus (Norway rat), 4893 nucleotides. Lineage: Eukaryota; Metazoa; Chordata; Mammalia; Rodentia; Muridae. The record is from RefSeq and is a predicted model, not a curated record.
UAAACUUGGAAUGGAUAACUGAAUGUUCUGCUCAUCUGACAGUGUUGGACUGGAUGUUAGAUUUACUUUAUGCUUUUAAUUACAACACGUUAAGAGUUGUGUUCAGGUUGUAUUUGAGAGAAAAGUUUUGUAAUUAGAUCAAAAUGGUGAAAUGUGGGAUGUUGUCACAGGUGAGACAUUUACAAGGCAAAAGGAGGCUUGUCAUUGAAUGAGAAGGAAGGAUGGGCAGGGAAAAAUGUUGAAGCGAGAGGAGGAGACCAGAUGGGGAAGGGGGAAGAGAUGGGGGUAAGAGGGAGAGAAUCCGGUGCAGGACUAUAUGGUGGGUGACGUUAAGAUUCCCUGCUGCACCUUUACAGGUUGUUACAAAUAUUUUAAGAGAUGGAUGUAAAUUGGGCUUUAUAGGUUUAGAGGGUCAAUUAUAUCUUAUCAAUUGGGCCAAAGGUUGUUGUGCAGUGUGUCCUUUCAUGUAGCGAUUUAAAUGUAAGAAAGUGUGGGACAGAUGGUCUCUGUGGCCACAGAAUUGGGAUGUAUGUGUCUGGCAGGGAAACAGACUUGGGAAACUGAUAGGUAGAAAGAUUGCUGCCAGGCUCAGAGAGAAGCCUUUGGCUGUGUUGUAUGGGAUGGCGCAGAGCAGGUAUGAUGUUUUCCUGGCUGAUAAUUAAGAUUUCCAUCAGAUAUCUUGGGGUAUUGAGGUGCAGAACCUUGAUGGGGAAAACAGCAGCCUUUUAGAUUUUAUACUUUUGCAUGAACACACGGCAAACCGGCCCACUGAGCAACAGUCCACUGAUAAGCCAAAGAGUUGAAAGUUUUCAUUUCUAAAGAAGUCGAGGGCAGGUUGGGGAUUUAGCUCACUGGUAGGGCGCUUGCCUAGCAAAUGCAAGGCCCUGGGUUCGGACCUCAGCUAUGAAAAAAAAAAAAAAGAAAGAGGAGGGCAGCACCAUGUUAGGCAUGUGGUAUCUCAAUAUUAGGAAUUUAAACAAAGAAACAGAGAAGCACCCUGGGAUGGCACAUUGUAGAUUCCCUGCUGUGUGACAAGUAAUGGCAAGUCAUAGAGUUAGAGAUUUAAAGCUGCUCUUUAAAGUGCGUUGUUUCUAAAAUCUUUCAUGAUACUCAUAUUUCUUUUAACGUGGGCUCCACAGGAAUUCUGGGUGGAAAUCCUAGUUAGACAAGCUGCUUAGUAAGGACCAUUUUAUUAACAGAUGAAUAAGUUCAAUUUUACAAAGAAGAGAGUAAAGACAUUGCUUGAAACACGUGGGGAUUUUCACCAUAGUUUGGUACUUGGAGUGAGUGAACAAUUUUUCCCUAUCUAAGUAGAGAGUUGUGAUAAAUACCUUUAACUCUGGUCAGAGUGGAUACAGACAUAUAUUGUGGAAGAUAUGAAGGUUAAUUAAACACAUGUGGCUCUGGGUAGAGAGCUGAACAGAUGGAUACAUUUUGGCUAAUGUCCUGAAUUUUAAAUUGGUUUUUGGUAUUAGACUUGAUAGAAGAUGUUUAAGUUUGUCUAAAGGAGAGUACAGAGGGUGGAGCCAGAAGCAGCCGCCAGCAUGGAUGUGUUCCUCAUGAUCCGGAGCCACAAGACCACCACCAUCUUUACAGACGCCAAGGAGUCGAGCACGGUGUUCGAACUGAAGUACAUCGUCGAGGGUAUCAUCAAGCGGCCGCCAGAGGAGCAGCAGCUGUACAAGGACGACCAGCUCCUCAAUGAUGGAAAAACUCUGGGCGAAUGUGGCUUCACCAGUCAGACAGCAAGGCCACAGCCCCCAGCCUCAGUGGGCCUGGCCUUUCCAGCAGAGGACACCGUUGAAGCGCUGCUUAUUGAACCCUUCUCCAGCCCUCGGAGCUUCCAGAUGUGAUGAAGCCACAGGAUUCUGGAGGCAGUGCCAAUGAACAAGCUGUGCAGUGAGGGCCCCAGGCCUACCCCCUAAAAACCCACUCCCCCAAUAAAAAAAGAUUUGCCUGUCUAAAAAAAAACAAAAAACAAAAAAAGGAGAGUACAGAGAUUAUGAGAAUCACAUGGGGAUUUUCAUGCAUGGAUCGAAACUUAGGACGGGACAAAUUAGUCCCUGGAUCCACUUAGAGUAUCCAAUGUUACUUAGUAGUAAUUAAGGUUCAAUAAAAUCUGUGACUCCCGGUAAAGAGCUAAACAGAUGGAGAUAGAUAGAUAGAUAGAUAGAUAGAUAGAUAGAUAGAUAGAUAGAUAGAUAGAUAUUUGUCUUAAGGUUAAACAAAAAUCUGUUGCCUAACAUAUGUCCAUCUCUAAAGCCCUCUACCCUGAGUCAAAGUCCUGGUUUGAUACAUGGCGUAUUGGUAUUAGAAUUGAGAGAAGUUUUUAAAUGUGUUUUAUGUGUUAGCCGCUAAAAGCCAUAUCUCUGGUUGAUGACGGCCAGCGAGGGUGUGCGGUUAAUUUGAUAUAUUCAAGAAUAGGAAGCUCAGAUUCUCUUCACGUGGGCUCCACCGGAUUAUUCGGUUCAUUUCCUGAUAUCAUAGAGUACAAAAGUGUAUCAGGCUCAUUGUUUAGCUUACUUCGUGUGUUAAAAAGUCGUUUAAUCGUCAUAAUGGGUGUGCCUUUGAGUUUUAUGGUUAUAUUAUUAGUCCGGGAAAGAGUAUAAGAUACAAGCUAUUUGGAUACAGACUGAGUAACACAAUAUUUUGGGACAAAUGUAUUGUCUUUGUGCUUUUACAAAGUGUGGUUAGGCUCUGGAAACCUCACAGAGUCCUACUGAUCUGAUUUGAUAGAGGUAGACCUCCUGAAAAAAUGAUUCAGGAGAAUCAAACAGAAAAAGUUAUCUGAAUCCUAAACGUUUGUCUUGAGAGUUGUAUGAUGCGAAGUGUGCCUACUUGGACUCCUGGUCUCAAAGACUUUAUCAGGCGGGUCCAAUCAGGACACACAUGCUACAGCAUGUGCUUCAUUAUUCCUACCCCCUACCCAGAAGGAUAUCUCAACGCCCAUGUACAGCUUGAAGAAGUUACAGAAGAGUCUUCGUCCCAGUUCCCUAGACUUUUGGGAGGCUGAAAGGGAUUAUUCUGAAGUGGUUUUUAUGAGGAAUUUAGAAAUGGUUGUUAUUUAACUGGGAGGAAGUAGAUAGGGUUAUACAGUCAUAAUCUCAUGUGGUAACUAAGCUAGCAUCAUAUCUGUGCUUUGGUAUACAAUUUAUUUGACGAAAAAUUGUAAAAGUACAAGUUUUAGAGUCAGUCCUUCUAGUGAUGUCAUUACAAAGAUCUGAGAUGAUUACACCUCUGAUUUAAGAGACAAAUAACAAAUUCAUGACUCUGAGUUUGACACUUGAAACUUUCAAGAUAAUAUUUAGGAUUUGGAGACAACAGUCCAGAUUACUUUAUAUAGAUCGAUGUUCUUCAAAAACGUCAGAAAUCCACAAAAUUUGAGAUUUAAAUUUAUUUAUCCUUUGUUGAGACAUAUCUGCUCCUAACCGUUCCCUUUCCCUGAUUUAAUGAAGAAUUUGAACAUCUCGACCUCCAGGUGAUGCCAUACUUUGUGGCAAGGCAGCCACUGCACAAAGCUGCCUGUUUCAUCUGCACACUAAUACUGUCCAGAAAAGGACAAGUCAUGCAGAAUAGUUGACUGAUAAGCCCAACCAAGACAGGGUGAACAGCCCUUCCUCAUCUGCAUUUCCACAGUCUGUCAGUUGAUUUGGGGCCAGAAGGCUGAAGUCUUCCCUCACGUGUUGCUAACAGGGUACUGUGCUGGUGGAGAGUGCUCUCUACAACCUCUCAGUUCUAGAAGGUGUUUUAGGCUUCCUAUGUGUGUAGAUACUUGGCCAUUCUCAGAUUUCUGACGGGGUUGAAGACUGAUUAUAGGCUCAUAGCUUAUGAGGCUGUUUGACUCUGAACAUAUAUAUAUAUAUAUAUAUAUAUAUACAUAUACAUGAAUAUAUAUAUUAUAUAUCAUUGGAGAUUUAUGAGAUAGUAUACAAGCUAGCCAAAAUACAAUAUGGAUGUUAAGACUUCUCUAAACUUGGAAUGGAUAACUGAAUGUUCUGCUCAUCUGACAGUGUUGGACUGGAUGUUAGAUUUACUUUAUGCUUUUAAUUACAACACGUUAAGAGUUGUGUUCAGGUUGUAUUUGAGAGAAAAGUUUUGUAAUUAGAUCAAAAUGGUGAAAUGUGGGAUGUUGUCACAGGUGAGACAUUUACAAGGCAAAAGGAGGCUUGUCAUUGAAUGAGAAGGAAGGAUGGGCAGGGAAAAAUGUUGAAGGGAGAGGAGGAGACCAGAUGGGGAAGGGGGAAGAGAUGGGGGUAAGAGGGAGAGAAUCCGGUGCAGGACUAUAUGGUGGGUGACGUUAAGAUUCCCUGCUGCACCUUUACUGGUUGUUACAAAUAUUUUAAGAGAUGGAUGUAAAUUGGGCUUUAUAGGUUUAGAAGGUCAAUUAUAUCUUAUCAAUUGGGCCAAAGGUUGUUGUGCAGUGUGUCCUUUCAUGUAGCGAUUUAAAUGUAAGAAAGUGUGGGACAGAUGGUCUCUGUGGCCACAGAAUUGGGAUGUAUGUGUCUGGCAGGGAAACCGACUUGGGAAACUGAUAGGUAGAAAGAUUGCUGCCAGGCUCAGAGAGAAGCCUUUGGCUGUGUUGUAUGGGAUGGCGCAGAGCAGGUAUGAUGUUUUCCUGGCUGAUAAUUAAGAUUUCCAUCAGAUAUCUUGGGGUAUUGAGGUGCAGAACCUUGAUGGGGAAAACAGCAGCCUUUUAGAUUUUAUACUUUUGCAUGAACACACGGCAAACCGGCCCACUGAGCAACAGUCCACUGAUAAGCCAAAGAGUUGAAAGUUUUCAUUUCUAAAGAAGUCGAGGGCAGGUUGGGGAUUUAGCUCACUGGUAGAGCGCUUGCCUAGCAAAUGCAAGGCCCUGGGUUCGGACCUCAGCUAUGAAAAAAAAAAAAAAAGAAA